CACAGGGCAUAACCAGCAUUUCUGCACCAUCCCGAGGGCCCUCGGGGAUAUUUAGAUCCCAACCGUCGGUCUAGCGUGCAUCCUGAUCAAUCCACGUCGGACAUUCCCGGUGUUGUCUCGAUGCGGUGACUCGGCGCAACAAGUUACAUCCUGUGUGUUUAUUAGAGUCUCUGGCGCGGCCGCGUCAGUUCGCCAUUGAGGAUUGGUCGCGUAUGUUAUUGUCUUCGGUACUUGUUUCUAACGCAACAUCAUCCCGCCAUAAUAUCCCUUUCGUUAUGAAUGACAGUCACGAUGUCUUGCCGAGUCGUGGGGCGCCAUAUACGGAGGCCAGUACGACCACCGAGGGUGUGGCCGUGAACCCAUCAACAGUACCAGCGCCCAUGGAACCGCCUCGCGCAGAUCACGUCCAGGUUCCACGAUCUCCUCAGCUUUUAUCCUUACGAGUAGAUGGAUUGAAUGCCGGGAUUCAGGACAAGAAUAAUCACACUGCUGCCUAUGUCGAAUCCUCCGAGCGUGGUAGUGACACCUCCGCGGAUGGUCAACGACCAGAACCACACUCCGCGAGCACCUUCACAGACUCCAUACCUAGCCUACCUGCCUCUUUAUCGAACGACUAUGAGCAUACCACGGUGGACAGCUCUCAUUCUUUCAUCGAGAACUCGCAGUCAUCACGAACAGAGCCGGGAUCGCAAAAUUCCCAGGACUCUUUGCAUACACUGUCGGUCAAUGGGAGUGGGGUAGAUAUACUUCAUCCACUCAAGUCGGAACACAGCUGCAAUGGCUCCCUCUCCCCCGUACGAUCUCCCAGAUAUAGUACCUCACGAUCGGGUAUCGACACACAACUUGCUCCGAGACACAAGAGGACAGCAACGGGGGAUAUCAAGCCUAUUUCGGCGCAGCUCAUGACACCACAUUCCCACGACGCAAAUGGGGCAUCGCGACGCCGUUCAAAAAGCACAGGUUCUCCCGCACAUGGGAGCCGCAUUGCACAGUUGUCUGUUCAUAUUCGGACACGAUUGUCCUAUGCGGCAGCCAAGAUAGAAAAGUCCCGACAGUCACAAACCAGUUCUCAGCUCGCACUACGUGGGCUAGAAAACCUAUCUUCUUUAGACUCACAAACUACAAACGGUUCUGCAUCUCCACACAACUCACACCUGGCAUCUCAUCCUCCACACAACUCAAAUUCCUCGACUCCUCGACCCUUCCCAUCACAUCACCGCUCGCAGUCAGCAAUUUCAUCGCCUGGUAAACUUCUCGCUAUACCUAAACUAGCCCCGCCUGUGGACAUCAUCUCUUCCAAUGGAGAAACACGGCGACGGAGGCCGAACCCGAAUGAGCCAAUGCAAAAACCGGCUGGCCGCAGUCCAUACGCCCAUCAUAAACGGCAUCAUUCAACACAGGAAUUGUCCAUGUACAGUUCAACGAAUGGUUCACCACGGGUCGUAGGCCCAGGAACACCUUUAAUCCCUCCAACUUCGCGUGCACCGACAUCUUCUCAAGAAGGGUUCUACGGACCCAGAACCCAGUCUCAAAAUACGUCGAUGGAACAGGACGCGAUUGAAACGCUCCUAUUCAUGUCCAGCCCGGAAAAUUCAGGCUAUCGAUCGAGUCCAAGGCCAUUACAGCCUCUGGCGACGCAACGAAGUCUGAACGAAUCGAUAUAUUCCAAUCAUAAUCCAGUCCAAUCCCAUCUCAGCCAGGGCUCGCAAAGCAAUGGCUCGCAGAAUAGUGGGGAUUCGAAGUACAAAACUCUCGGUGUAGGGUUGGAGGCCAAUGCGGGUGAUGAAAUCGACCGCAUUUUAGACCAGAUGGAAAGUGACAGCGAGGAUGAUGCUCGGUAUGCGUCGCAUCGUCUUCAUGUGAAAACGCAGUUUAGAGGGCAUCAGGGCCGUCCAGGGUGAUUUUGAGCUCAUCAUGCCGGAUAUUAGCUUGCAUUUGUUUUGGGUUUGCUGGAUCGCAUUUGAGGGGUCAUAUUGCAUGCAUUUACUCAUGCCUAUCAGGCGCAUUGCAUUUGAAUCAAGUAUAAAUGCUAAUUGAUGAUGUUUAGACAUGGCUUAUUAUAGCCAUUGCAUUCAUGUGGUAAUUGGAGGUUAGCAGAAUGAAAUUUUUGUCUAUCC
Molecule: messenger RNA, 2117 nt
Organism: Penicillium subrubescens
Lineage: Eukaryota; Fungi; Ascomycota; Eurotiomycetes; Eurotiales; Aspergillaceae
Exons: 2
Coding region: 213-1901 (562 amino acids)
Source: RefSeq, a predicted model, not a curated record